AUGGUGCACCCACAGGACUCAGUGUUGCAGUUCCUUACCCAAUAUGAGUACAUAAUGGAAACAAUGAUUGAGAAGGAGUAUCGAGAAGCAGCAAAAGGUGAAACGACAAAUCCACUGUUGUGGGGGAGGUCUCAAAUUGAGAAGCAAGUAUCUAAGUUCUACACUAGAAGUAUAUUCUUCAAAUUUCAAGAGUUGCUGCGUGAUUCCACGGCAUUAACUAUAGAUUCGAUUGCUAAAGAGGGAAGCCAAAUGACAGUGCAGGUGUUGAAACGAGUAUACAAGGAAGGUGAGGUGACAAUGAAAACAUACAAUGUUGCUGCGAAUCAGGGGUCUGAAACAUACACUUGCUCUUGCAACAUGUUUGACCAAGAUGGUCUCCUGUGUCCUCACAUCCUGAAAGUCUUUACUACAUUUGAUGUGCAACAUGUACCACAAAAGUAUCUGCUGCACAGGUGGUCUGAAGAAGCUACGCUGAAAGUUCCUCAACAUUUGUCAGGUCCUGAACCAGUGUUUGGUGUUCCAGAGACAAAUAAGCUGAGGUACAAUGCAUUGUGUAGGAAAAUGAUACAGCUGGCUGCUGAUGCUUGUGUGGGUCCAGAAGAGUACAUGGGUGCAAAGGAGGUGGAGAGAGGGGUGAAACAAACAAAGUUCAAGAACCCUCCAGCAAAAGAUCCACAAGGGAGGCCUAGGGACAAGGUUGACCGUAAGAAGACCAUUGUACAACAAGUGAAAGAAAAAGCAAUAAAGAAGAACAAGUCCAAGGCUAAGAAAGACAAAGCCAAAGAGUCGGUGUGCUUGGUAUGCCACGAAGAAGGCCACGGUGUGGAGACGUGCAAGUUCUUAUCGGCAGCAAUGCACCUAAGGGACACAGAGUUAAAGCUGUAG
Sorghum bicolor (sorghum) is the source of this 885-nucleotide messenger RNA. RefSeq names its product protein FAR1-RELATED SEQUENCE 9-like. Gene Ontology annotation, molecular function: zinc ion binding. The record is from RefSeq and is a predicted model, not a curated record. Gene Ontology annotation, biological process: regulation of DNA-templated transcription. The transcript has 3 exons. The coding region runs from base 1 to 885 and encodes 294 amino acids. NCBI's taxonomy places the organism in Eukaryota, Viridiplantae, Streptophyta, Magnoliopsida, Poales, Poaceae.